AUGAUGCCUACAAGAAGAAGAAACAGUAAAAGCAAACCCAUACGUAACUUACCGUUAAACAAAUACAGUACAACAGUUACACAUGUAUGGCAAUCGUAUUGCAAGAAAACGUCACUUCACGGACUCAAAUACAUUGGUGAUCAUAAGUUAAUUAUUGCUGAGAGAGCAUUUUGGACUAUUGCCUUUGCAUCAGCAGUUAUUUUCGCUUCAUAUUUUGUAUAUCAGAUUUAUUACAGAUACGAUUUAAACCCUAUAAUAACGAGUAUAAAUCCCAUACCAGUAUCUACAAACGAUAUCCCCUUUCCCGCUAUAAAAAUCUGUAAUAUGAAUCAAGCGAAAAGGAGUGUGGUCGAAAAAAUAAAUAAUAAAAAAUACAUGAAUGAUACACAAUCUUUUUUUGAUUACCCUAAAGAUGUCGGGGAAUGGGAUCCGGAAACGGGAUACAAAGAUUUUUCGACCCCCAAGUACCCUUAUCGGGCUUCUGGGGCAGGCUCCAACCACGGUCUGUAUGUAAUUUUGGAUGCAAAUCUAGACGAUUAUUACUGUUCAUCGACUAACAGUGCAGGCUUCAAAAGAUAUUAUUCCCUAAACAACUGCAGAUUGGAAUGUGAAAGUAAUUAUACAAGCAACCACUGCGGUUGUAUUCCUUUCCAUUUACCGAUUUUAGGGGAAAAAGACAAAGACUUAUGCAUGUUAGUGCAGUUAGAAUGUGCACGUGAAGCGGCAGAAUUAAUGAAUGAAAUAGAAACAGACACGUUACAGUCCAGAUGUCGAUGCCUGCCUAAUUGUUACGAAAUAGAAUACAACAUUAAUUUUUCAUACGGCACUCUUGAACACUCUUUUUAUUAUGACGGUUUAUUUCCAGGAAAUGUAACGAAAAAUGAAAUAGCAGAAUAUUCGAGGAAAAAUUUUGCCACCGUUUCUAUAUUUUUUGGAGAGAAUCAUUUCGAUAGGUAUACAAAGAGGCUAAUAUACAGUUUUUCCGAUUUCUUAUCAAGUACUGGUGGACUACUUGGAUUAUUUCUUGGCCUUAGCUGGUUAAGCAUAGUGGAAAUUAUAUAUUACUUGAUAAAAUUAUUCGUCAAUUUAUGGAGGGUAAGAAAAGAACUACACCAAGUCCAGACGCACAGAAACAAGAUAAAGUUAAAUUCAUUAUUGUCGGGAGAACAGCAACGUUUUUAAUUUUUUCGAUUAAGUUCAUGAAGCUUUGACUUUAAAUUUAAAAUCUAAAUAUUUUUGCUUAAGCUGUCGAAAAACAUAAUAAAGGAACGGAUAUGUUGAACA
This is a messenger RNA of Agrilus planipennis (emerald ash borer), 1284 nucleotides long. RefSeq names its product pickpocket protein 28-like. The record is from RefSeq and is a predicted model, not a curated record. The coding region runs from base 1 to 1182 and encodes 393 amino acids. The transcript is spliced from 12 exons. Gene Ontology annotation, cellular component: membrane. Gene Ontology annotation, molecular function: ligand-gated sodium channel activity. Gene Ontology annotation, biological process: sodium ion transmembrane transport. Lineage: Eukaryota; Metazoa; Arthropoda; Insecta; Coleoptera; Buprestidae.